AUGAAAAUUACUAAUAAUUUAUCACCAUAUUUCUUUAGUCGAAUGCUGGGAGGAAAUAGACAGCAGGAUAUAAAAAAUCUUCAAAAUGAAAAAGCUGAGUUAAGAGCUCAGUUGGAAAGAGAGCAAAAUGAGAAACAAGAACUUUUUACACAGAUGAAUGUUCUUAUUGCGGAAGUUGCCGAAAUGGAUACAAAAUUACAAGUGGCAGAGAUGUCAAAAAAUAGUUAUGAAUUAAGGAGAGAUGAAAUAGAAAGUGAACUUCAAUUGUUAUUACUUGAAAAAAAAAAGUAUGAGAAUGAAACUCAAAAAUAUAAAAUGGAUUUAGAUUUAAAAGAAGAACAAAUUGAAAAUAUUAAAAAAAAAUAUGAAGAAGAGAAGAGAGAACUUGAAAAAGAUAUACAAAUGAAAACUGCAGCACUGCAAAGUUUAAAACUAGCUAAACAAGAAAAAAAAGAAGAUUCAGAUAAAGUAUUAAAAUUAACAAAAGAAAAAGGUGAACUAGAAAUAGAAGUUGAACAAUUACAAAAAGAAAUAGAAAGAAAAAACAAAAAUAUUUCUAGUAAUGAAAAACAAAUUUUAGAUUUAGAGGAAGGAAUAAAAUUAAAAAAAGAAGAAGUUGAUCAACUGGAUAGUUUAAUACAACAAAAAGAAAAUUUAUUAAUUGAAGCAAAAAAAGAAAGUAAUAUAAUUAAAGAAAAACUAAAAAAUUUUGAAUUUGAUAAAAAAACAUCUGAUGAAGUAAUAAAAAAUUUAGAAGAAAAACUUGAGUCAAUGAAAGAGGAACUUCACAAAAAAUUACAGAAUGAUGAUGAUAAUGGUAAAGAAAAACUUGAAUUGUUGUCGAAGAUAGAUAAGUUAGAAGAACUAGUUCAGAUUGGAAAUUUAGAAAAACGUGAAUAUGAAAGUCAACUUAAAAGUAAAGAAGAUGAAGUAAAAAAUUUAGUAGGUGAAAAAGAUAAUGCUAUAAAAAAACUUAAUGAUAAGAUUGUUGAAUUAAAAGAUUUAAUUGAAGCUAAUGAAAAAAAAAUUAUACAUUUAGAAGAAGAAAAAAAAAUAACAACCAAAAAAAUGGAAGAAAUGGAAACAAAAAACGAUGAAAAUAAGUUAUUAUUAAAGAAUAAAAAUGGUGAAAUUUUAUUAUUAAAUGAGAAAAUAGAAAGUACAAAAACAGAAGUGCUUGAAAAUAAUGAUCGUGUAAAUAAUUUUGAAAAAGAGAUAAAACAAUUAAAUGAAAAGUUAUUAAAACUUACAAAAGAUUAUGAUGAUUGUAAAGUUGCUUUAGAAGAAGAAAAAUCUAAUAAGGCACAUUUAAUAGAAAAUGAAAAAAAAGAAAAAAAAAAGUUGUUGAAAAAAGUAGAAGAUUUAGAGAGAGAGAUAAUUGAGAAAAAAAAUGAAUGGAUGGAAGAGAGAGAAAAAUUGAAAAAAGAUAUAGAAGAACAGUUACAAAAGAUGAUUAAAAUUGCUAGUGAAAAUGAGAUGUUAAAGAAUGAAGUUAAAAAUGAUGCCAAAUUAGAGCAGGUAAAGAAAGAUUGGGAAGAGAAGGAGAAGAUACUUCAAAUGAGUUUGCAAAAACUUGAAAAUGAAGCGUUAUCUCAAAAGAAGGAUCUUGAAAGUCAAAUAAAUUUUUUGAAGAAUGAAUUAACCAGUGUAAAUAAGGUAAAAGAUGAAGAAAUUCAUAAUUUACGAGAAGAGAAUGCUACUAACUUUGAUUUGGUUCAAAAACUUUCCUCUAAAAAUGAACUCUUAACAUUAGAAUUAAAUUCUGAAGAUAAAGUAAAAGCAAUUAAAGAACAAUAUGAUCAAAAAGAAUUAUCAUUAAUUGAAACGCAUAAUAUUGAAUUACAAAAGUACAAAGAUAUUGCUGAAAAAAAUGAAAAAAUGAAUGAAGAAAAUCAUAAUCUUAUUAAUACACUUAAAGAAGAAAUAAAUAAACUUAAAAAUGAAAAUGAGAAAAAUUUUAGCCUACUAGAAAAAAUUUCAUCUGAAAAUGAACAAUUAAAAAUAGAACUUAAAAAUGAAGAUAAAAUUAAUAAUGUUAAAGAUGAAUUUGAAAAACAACAAAAUGAAUUAUUAAAUUCUCAUAAUAAUGAAAUUGAAAAAUUAAAGAAGAUAAUUGAUGAUCAAAAAUUAGUUAUUAAAACAUUAAAUGAAGAAGCAGCAAACUUUGGUGUUGUUAUGAAAAAGAUGAGUAUUGAAAAUGAAGAAUUAAAACAUGAAGCUAUAAAUGAAAGUAAAAUAAAUAGCGUAAAAAAUGAAUUUGAGAAAAAACAAAUGAAAUUGUUAAACACUCAUACAGAGGAGGUAGAACAAUUGAAAAAAAUAAUUGAAAAACAAGAAUUAGAUAUUAAAAUAUUAAGAACAGAUGCAGAUAAUGUUGAUAGUAUUAUGAGAAAAUUAAGUGUUGAAAAUGAUGAAUUGAAAAAAACAGUAAAAGGUUUAGAAAAUAUUAAUGAAUUAAAAGAAGAGUAUACAAAAAAAGAAAAUAUUGUAAAUAAUAAUUAUUCCUUAGAAAUUGAUAAACAUUUGGCACAAAUCAAAGAAAAAGAUUUAGAAAUUGAAAAACUUAAAGAAGAACUUUCAGAAAAAGAAAAUUAUGAUAAAAUGUUACAAGAAUUACAUGAACUAAAAGAAUCGUUAGUUAAAUCAAAACUUCAAUUAAAAAAUUUAGAAGAAGAAAAUACAAAAUUACGUGAACAGUAUGUAUCUGAUGAAGAGAUAGUUGAAUUAGAAUCAGAACUUUCAGAAGUUAGAACAGAAUUAGAAGAACGUGAAAAGGAAAUUGUUAAAUUAAAAGAAAUAGUAUCUAAAAAAGAGAUUGAAUGGAAAGAAUUGUUAGAAAAAGAAGCUCUUAGAUAUCGGGAGUUAUCAAAAGAUAAGAGAGAUCUUGAAUUAGAAAUGUCUAAAUUAAGAGAUGAAAAUCAUACAUUGAAAAAUGAAUAUCAAUCAAAUCAUAUCAUUAAUAAUUCUUCUUCAAAUAACAUUGUAUUAUCAGAGAAACAAAAUAGUGCCGGUCAAAAUUUAUCACAAUACAAGAGAACGAUGUCUUCAAUGACGACAAUGUCAGUCAAAUCUCUUCAUGCUUUUCAAUAUGAUGGUGAUGAUAUUAAUGUAUACAAAGAUUAUAUUCAGAAACAAAUACGAUUGAUUGCUGUUUUGAGAAAAAAACUUCAAGGAACGAAAAAAUAA
Molecule: messenger RNA, 3186 nt
Organism: Strongyloides ratti
Lineage: Eukaryota; Metazoa; Nematoda; Chromadorea; Rhabditida; Strongyloididae
Exons: 3
Coding region: 1-3186 (1061 amino acids)
Source: RefSeq, a predicted model, not a curated record